AUGGGCCCACACAAGCACCUCGCAGUACCAGAGUCGAGCAGAAUGGCAAACGCCACCUGCGCUACAACCCACUGUGGGGAAGCGCCCAAUAUCCUAGCAAGGCUGACCAGCAACUUCAAUGCAUUCUGGAGGAAAUUGACACACAGAUUAAAGCAAGCUGCAACACACACAGCGGACGACUCAUUGCCUGAUAUGCCCUCUCCAAGCUCCCGACAUAGACACGCAGUCCCCGGACCGAAGCAUGCUGGCAUUAGGAGCCAGAGAAAGCAACGUCUCCCACCUGCACACAAACCUACUCGACUGCGUGAAGAUCAGACCCUCCGCAAGUACUUGCUUCCCUGCAAAGCAGCCGGACAGCAACAAAGACAGCGGGCUAACACCGGAGCUCCUGCCCUCUUUGAGGUACCGGGGGGAACCCUAACUGUGUUGAGAGGCCUAAACUGCCAAUACUCCUCAAGCUAUGACUCCCCGCAACACUCCUCCUGGCUACGGGACUUGACAGGACUGGGCCUACAGGACUCAUUAGCCACCCACCUUAGCCUCUGGGGAUAUUGGGCCAAGUCUGCCUACCUUACCAGCUCCUAUGCCGCUGUUCAGGCUAUAUGCCCACUCCACAAUUAA
Molecule: messenger RNA, 621 nt
Organism: Pelobates cultripes (western spadefoot toad)
Lineage: Eukaryota; Metazoa; Chordata; Amphibia; Anura; Pelobatidae
Source: the annotation of a GenBank genome assembly